This is a messenger RNA of Tetranychus urticae (two-spotted spider mite), 1540 nucleotides long. RefSeq lists its product as uncharacterized. The record is from RefSeq and is a predicted model, not a curated record. Lineage: Eukaryota; Metazoa; Arthropoda; Arachnida; Trombidiformes; Tetranychidae.
AGAUAUAUUCCUCAUGUAACCAGGAUAGAACUAAAAGUUCAAUAUUUUUAGCGAAAUUGCCAGAACUUUGACAAAUCAUAAUCGUUUCAAUAAAAAAUGCGACAUCUCUAGUUGACUGAAUUUAUCAUUUGCUCAAAGUUGCAUUAUGAUCUUACUCUGUUAACAAAUCUUCUGAUUUAUCAGUUUACAGCACCAGUUUGCAAACAACAUGAUUUUCCUCAACAGAGCUCGAAUUUUCAGCUUAGAACAUGUAAUGCCAUUCUCUCGGAUAAUUUCAAUUGUCAAUUAUUGAAAAUAAAUCCAAAUCUAGCUCAAUUGGCCGUUAAGCAUUAAAUAUUAAAUAAUAUUGAAUUUUUAUUGAGUUAUAUUAUUUAUGCAAUUGAUACAAUUCCCAGACAUUGCUGUUUUACCUAGAAAGUUGUCCCAGUGUUAAAAUUGGCGCUUCAGAUUUUGGUCAAAGGUGACUGGCCUAUUUUGCAACAAACAAUUGUUUCUUUAUCAGGAAUUUUUUAUUCCAGUUCAAACGUUGGACAAAGACUUUUUUACUUUUUAUAAAUUAGAUUGAUCAUUGUUUAGUUUAAUUUAACUGUGCUACUCAAAAAUGGCUGAGAGUGGUGAUCCAAAUAUCCUCAAUAUUAAAGUAAAAAUGUUUGAUGACAAGGAAUAUUUUAAUAUUCGCAUUGAUUGGUCUGAUGUUGAAUGCAAAACCAAACAGCAACAAGUAUUUCACCAGCUUGCAGCUUUCACAGGAAUACCAGUAAAAUACACUAUGAGCUUAACUUUUAAAACUAACCGUCCAAAUACGGACCGAUUGGUCAGUUAUUCCAACAUAGAAAUGAAUCCAACUGGACUCAGAUUGGCUCAUUCUGGUUAUGAUUAUUUCAAUAGAAACGUUUUUGAAAGCGUGAUACACGAAGGCGAUAGAUUUAUUCUGGAUACGUAUAUGGCAUGUUCCUACGACAAGCAUCUUUACAUUAGCUAUUUUUUAAUCGAUGAAAAUCUUUCAAGUGAAAAAGGAUGUACGAGGUUUCUGUGUCGCCACAAGACAUCAAGAGCCUUUACUAUGGCAAAAAUGAAAUUGAUUACUAGUGAAAAAAUGGCUGAACAAUUGCAAACGAUGCUUGUAAAUCCCGAAGCAAAUCUACCUUGGCCAGAACUGUGGGAUGAUGCUUUCAUCGAUUUGAAUAUUGCUCAAUAUCGGAAUCCUCUUUGCAUCUUUACAGAAGUUUAUUAUCGACCGCAACUUUAUCUAAGAAUGCGUGGCUAACUUAUUACCAGAUUACCAGAUGCCUAUGGAUUGACCAAGAUUUAUGUGAAGUUAAAUUUUGUUAAAAUUUAUCCAAUAAUAGACAUUUAAUAUUCAUUUUAGGGACAGUUUCGGCUAAGCUAAAAAAGGCUAUCGUAUUUUCAAUUUUUACACUUUCUCACACAAUCAUUUAAAUUUCAUGCAAUGCAACUGCGGGUGAACUGAAGUUUUUGUUAAACAAUACAAAGUAAAGAUGAAUACAAACAUUAUUUUUUAACAAUAUUUCUUCUUAAU